Molecule: messenger RNA, 1932 nt
Organism: Wyeomyia smithii (pitcher-plant mosquito)
Lineage: Eukaryota; Metazoa; Arthropoda; Insecta; Diptera; Culicidae
Exons: 1
Coding region: 1-1932 (643 amino acids)
Molecular function (GO): zinc ion binding; nucleic acid binding
Source: RefSeq, a predicted model, not a curated record
AUGUUUAGAUGUGAAGAGAUCGAGAGUGGAAAACUUGCCAAAGAGUGGCAGGCAUGGAAAAAUUCACUGAAAUAUUUUUUUGAAGCCAGCCAAGUGUCUAACCAAAAGAUCAUGCGGUCGAAGAUGCUGCACUUGGGAGGACCGCAGCUACAGAAAGUAUUCAGCUCUCUCGAAGGAACCGAUGAUUUUCCUUCGGUGGUUCUGGAAAAGCGCUGGUACGACCUGGCGAUAGAACGUUUGGACGCAUACUUCAAACCGCGCCGACAGGAUGUUUUGGAGAGGCACAGACUUCGAUGUAUGAAACAGGGACCUAACGAACGUUUCUCCCAUUAUGUUCUACGAUUGCGCCAGCAGCCAAGGGAUUGUGGCCUGGAAAAAUCCACAGCAGAGGUGAGAGCUAUAAUGGAGGAGAUCAUGUUGGUCGACGUGAUUGUCGAAGGCUGUACUUCGCAAAAAUUAAGGCGUAAAAUUUUGGAGAAGGAUCAAUCUCUUAGCGAUAUCGAGGCACUCGGAGAAUCUCUAAAAAGUUUUCGAAUCCAGGAGCAGGAACUUAAGGCUGGCAAAGCUCUCAUUGAAUCCGGAUUCGGAGAAGUCAACAAGGUGCAGAGAGUGGUUAAUACCCGGAAAGAACGCAGAGAGAAUCGAAUCAUGAGCCGGUUUCCAACAGCUUCCUCUUUCUUGAACAAACAGAUGAGGGUUUGUUUUAAUUGCGGUUUGGAAGGUCACUUUUCAAAGUAUCCUCUAUGCCCGGCGAGAAAUAAAACUUGUCGUCGAUGCAAAAAAGUGGGACAUUUUGAAUCCGUCUGCCGUAAACGUCCAGCAGAACAUCCGGUAUCAACUCCAGCGACGAAAGUUCACGUAGUAGAAGAAAUGGAGGAAGAUGUAUCAAAAACGCCGCGCCCAGAAUCGCAGCCGGGGUGUUGUCGAACGGCGGCUGAAAAGAAAGUAUACUACACUUUCUAUACAGGAAGCGACAAAAAUGUAUUCUCUUGCGUAAUUGGUGGAGUGAACGUAGAAGUAUUCAUCGAUUCUGGAUCAGACGUGAAUCUGAUCACAUCGGAAACUUGGGAGAAAUUAAAAGCAGAGCAGGUUGUUAUAACCAAAUGCGAACGCGGAAGCAGCAAAGUUUUUAGAGCAUACGCUUCAAAGGUGCCAAUUAAUAUUUUGGGAUCCUUCCAAGCUUUAAUCCGGAUUGGAGAACGAUCGCUGGGAGCGGAAUUUCUUGUGGUAAAGAACGGUCAGCGAAACCUGCUAGGCGACACUACCUCGAAGCAGCUAGGCAUCCUUAAGAUCGGCCUGGAGGUGAACGAAGUAAAGAAUAAUAUGAACGAAGACGCUCCAUUCUCGAAGAUAACCAACAAAAUGAUUCGUCUUUCGAUGGUUCCAACAGUCACCCCAGUAUUUCAGCCAUUACGGCGUAUCCCAAUGCCUCUGGAGGGAGCCGUCAAUGAAAAGCUUGAUGAGUUGCUCCGGAAAGACAUAAUCGAACCAAAAGAAGGCCCCGCUACCUGGGUAUCGCCGUUGAUGGUUGCUAACAAGGCAAAUGGUUCUAUUCGACUAUGCGUUGAUUUACGCCGAGUAAAUCAAGCGGUUAUUCGUGAACGGCACCCCAUGCCUGUCAUUGAUGAUGUUCUGGCUAAAAUCGGGAAAGGAAAAGUUUGGAGCAUCCUGGACGUUAAAGAUGCAUUUUUUCUGUUGGAAUUAGAAGAAGAAUCGCGUGACAUCGUUACCUUCAUAACACACCGCGGGCUGUAUCGCUUCAAGCGGAUACCGUUCGGGCUUGUAUCCGCUCCCGAGACAUUUCAGCGAACGAUGGACGAGAUCCUGGCUAAUUGCGAAGGCACAUAUUGGUACCUGGACGAUGUCGGGGUAGAAGGAAGUACUGUUGAAGAACAUGAUUGGAGGCUCAACAAGGUAUGUUAUGAUAAAUGA